AUAAAAGUUUCAGAGUAGACAAGUAGCCUUGGUGCUACUUUUCACAACUGAUUAUUUAUCUAACUGGCUUAACUCCAAAAUAGAGUAACAAAGUAAUUUAAAUUAAUGGGCGGGUUUCCAAUAUGGAUCCGCAAUACUUUAGUCCCAAAGUUGAGUACGGUGUCAUAUUGGAAAAGCUAAAAGACGAAUUCAACAAGAAAUUUAACCGUAAUACCCCGUCGCCGUCGUGUGGUCUCGAUAACUUUAUAAUCAGAGCGACCCUAGGGGCUGGCUCAUUUGGCAAGGUGCAGCUGGUCAAGGAAAGGGACGGUGAUAACUAUUACGCCUCGAAACAGUUGAGCAAAGAUCAAAUAGUUAAGACCAAACAGAUCGCUCAUGUCAUGAGCGAAAAAAAAGUACUGAACUCAAUGUGCUUUCCAUUCACCGUCAAUCUGAUCUCUUCGUACAAGGACAACGACAGCCUUUACCUAAUUCUGCCUCUUAUAAUGGGCGGCGAACUGUUUACCUACCAUCGCAAAGUUCGCAAAUUCAGCGAAAAACAGGCUCGCUUCUAUGCCGCUCAGGUGUUCCUCGCUCUGGAGUAUCUACAUUUUUGCAGUCUAUUAUAUCGUGAUCUGAAGCCCGAGAACAUUAUGCUUGAUAAGAACGGUUAUCUGAAGGUUACCGAUUUUGGAUUUGCAAAAAAAGUCGAAACGCGUACGAUGACCCUGUGUGGGACUCCCGAGUAUCUGCCACCGGAGAUUAUACAGUCAAAGCCAUAUGGCACCAGCGUGGAUUGGUGGGCUUUUGGUGUGCUAAUCUACGAGUUUGUGGCUGGCCAAUCUCCGUUUGCCGUACACAGUCGUGACGUCAUGGUCAUGUACAACAAGAUAUGCGAAGCGGACUACAAGAUGCCCAGCAGCUUCUCGGCCCCACUGCGGAAUCUGGUGGAUCACUUGUUGCAAGUCGAUCUUUCGAAACGAUUUGGUAAUUUGAUCGGUGGCAACAAGGACAUCAAGAAUCACGAGUGGUUUAAAGAGGUAGAGUGGAUACCACUGCUUAACCAGACCUUACAGCCUCCGUACACGCCCACAAUCACAAGUGCCGAGGAUAUUUCCAACUUCGAUAAGCACCCUGAAGGUAAGCCGAAGCAAAAGGCAAAGACCGUCAAGCAUGAAGAGGCUUUCAUUGACUUCUGAAGCCAGAAAAAACAGCUGCAGAUUACAGGAUAUCAACCAACUAAAGCCAGUCGUAAAUAGUUAAAUAUUUUCAAGAAAUAAAGUUUAGAAUUGUCUUAUAUUGUUAAACAGA
Drosophila hydei is the source of this 1290-nucleotide messenger RNA. Its product is annotated as cAMP-dependent protein kinase catalytic subunit 2. Gene Ontology annotation, cellular component: nucleus; cAMP-dependent protein kinase complex. The coding region runs from base 123 to 1178 and encodes 351 amino acids. Gene Ontology annotation, biological process: peptidyl-serine phosphorylation. The record is from RefSeq and is a predicted model, not a curated record. Gene Ontology annotation, molecular function: cAMP-dependent protein kinase activity; ATP binding. Lineage: Eukaryota; Metazoa; Arthropoda; Insecta; Diptera; Drosophilidae. The transcript is spliced from 5 exons.